UUUUGUCUUAGCAAACUCACAUUUUCAUACCGAUCAAAGGAGGAAGAAGACCUCAAAGUUAAGAUGGGCAUUAUUAAGCCCCUAGUGUCUGAAACCCUACACCUCAUCGCGGAAUUCAUCCAGGAGGCUGAAGGGGCAGAGUUGGUGAGUGGCCACAGUCUUACCUACCAGCUGAGUGAGGAAGAGGCCAGCUAUAGCAUCCCAGCAUACAUCUUGAGCCUAGAGAAGCUGAUAUCCAAUUUGAAGACUAUUGUUCUCAACUUGAAGAGCAAGGCAGCAUCACCGUCCAUAAGUAAUGUCCACCAGUCGGAAGUUUCCUCUGACAAUGAAAGUUCUGAGGAAUCUCAAGAGAGUCCUGGUGAGGGAGGUGAAAUUUCAGGAAGCCAGAUGUCCACCACUCCACAGUAUACACUUCCUGCAGCAGACAUCAAGGCUUCUCUUGACAAGCAUUCAGCACUGGACACCAUUGUUGAGGAUGCUGGCAAUGCAACAAGCAUGGUGCUGCCCCCAAACACCAUCACCUCCAUUCCCUCAUCCAGCACCUUACAAGAGAGCCUGCUUCCUACAUCUUUCCCUACUACCUUCCCCACCUCAGAACACCAGCCACCACAGAUGAGAAGCAUGACAGACCCAACUAUGAUCCUUGAGGGCCCUGUGAAUGUGGAUCAGUCAUAUGCCGAUGCUACAAGGAACCAGGAGGAUCUUGGGCAGUUUCCCUCUUGUAUUAAGUGUGGGGAAAGCCUGUCUUCUGAAGGUGAGGCAACUUCAUCAGGUGGCAGUGGAGUUUUGGACACCUGUUCCCAAUGCUCCAGUAUUGCAGAUUCUGUGUCAAAGCGCAGAAGACGAAAAACUACACAAGACGACACAUCUGGUCUGGAUUCAUCGGGUGGGGACAGCAAGGCACUGGAAAGCUCAUCCAAGAAACACUCAUGUGAAAAGUGUGGAAGAGUGUUCUCCAAGUGGAAGCAUCUGUCCAUUCAUUAUACCAAGGUACACAUGGAUGAGGAUGGUGGUGAAGCAGGAAAUUCUGAACUGAUGAGCAGCAACACCCUCCCUCUGUACUGCUGCAAGACCUGCAACCUGGCCUGCCUCUCCAUGAACUCCUUCAACACACACAACUGUCGUUUGCCAACGGAUGAUGACAACCAGGCCUCCACUCUCUCAAACAGGAUCUUAAUCACUAAUGUGCUGAAGCUACACAAGCUGCGGAAGUUUGUGUGUGAGGUGUGCGGCGUGGAGUACCGGACCUUCAAGCGCAUCACGUACCACCUGCCCCGCUGCUCCCCUGGGCUACCCUGCAAUGUGUGCACUCUCAUGUUUGCCACUCAGAAGGAACUCAACUACCACAAGAGGAAGAUGCAUAAAGAUGAAAAGUGCUUUGUGUGUGAUGAGUGUGGGAAGUCGUUCCAGCGCAGAACAUCACUACAGAAGCAUGCCAUCAACUGGCAUGAGUCAAGCAGUGCUGUGGGGCCCUUCAAGUGUGAUCUCUGUCCAAAAAAGUUCAUUCGUAGAAUAUACUUAACAAACCACAAGCUGAGGAUGCAUGGUCUAGACAAGAAGUUCCUCUGUCAGGUUUGUGGUAAUAAGUUCAUGACUCAGAACUCCCUGAUGACCCACAUGGAGGUGCACAGUGACCAGAAGAGAUUUGAAUGUUCCUUCUGUAAAAAGAAGUUCAAGAGGAAAGAGAAGCUGAAGUACCAUGAAAGGAUACACACUGGUGAGAGGCCCUACCAGUGCCAGCUGUGUUCCCGUGGGUUUGUCAGCAAGACCAAGCUGGACGAUCACGUCAGCCGCCACCUCGGUGACCGGCGGUAUCGCUGCUCCUUCUGUACCAAAACUUAUGCUGGAGCCUACGACCUCAAGCAGCACAUCAGGAAGGUGCAUGACAAGCCAUGUGACAAGGUGGCUGUGACUGUUGUGGCUCCAAGCCAGACCAGCACCAGCAGCAACAAUCUCACACAGGUGCAGGUUUUGGAUCCCCUAGCCAUUGCUACAGCUGCUUCAGGCUUGAAGGAAGAGGAGGUGGUGACCUGUGGGAGCAACACCAGCUCUCUCCCACAGCCUCAGGGCAGCACCUCACUACCCACACUGGAAGAAGUUGGAGGUGGCAUGGUUGGGGGUGGGCAGUACAUCACCAUGAGUGGGCAGCAGACAGUCACCAUUCCUGUGGUGGGCAGUGUGCAGGGACACAUCCCCUCCAUUGGUCAUGUGGUGCAGGUGUCAGGUUCCACUGUCCCACUGACUGGGGUGGGAACAGCUCUUGGCACUGGAGGAACAUCAGUCCAGACGGUGCAGGCGGUGCAGACCAUACCAGGCGUCACCACCACUGAGUACUCUGUCCAGACACUGCCCCCACAGGCAGUGCAUGCCCCUCAGGGUUACAUCUUCACACAGGGCUUUGAUAUGGUUAGUGGUACAUUGCAGUACUGAAAGAACACUGAGUCACCCAAGUUUUGGGUCUUGGGGAAUUGUUUUGUGGAGACUUGAAUGCUCCUGGAGUGUCAUAUCAGUUUUAGUUCUAGUCUGUCCUGUGCCAGAGAACCAGGAAUACUAGUGAGGCCUUGAUGAAAAUUAUAGUUAAACUAUGUAUUAUAGUCUUUAACACUAUGUAUUUAUUCAUACAUAUGUAAUUUAUCAAAUUAUGUUUCAGUAAUAUAGUAGAGCAAACAGUAAAGAUCAUUAAAUUUGUCUUGGAUGACAAAAGAAACAUUGCUUUCCUAGCAAGGUGGCUGGUACAAAGGUGUACAGCAGCUGUGAGCCACACACUGCUGCUGAGCCAUCCACCUCCUUGCUACAGCAAAGAAAUAUUUACUUUGUUCUGAAAUGAUGAAAUCACCAUGCUGGCAAUUUACUCUUUCAUUUUAUGCUCAGUUUUAUUGCAUAUUUAUUUGAAUCUAGUCAAAUAUUGGCAGAUUUUGUUGAAAUUUGUAAUAUGAUGUGAUGGUCUUGAGUUGCAGUGCAAACUGUAGCAACUGUAGAUCAAGGAACUUUAAGCAGGAGUUGCACUGAGCAUGUCAUAUGAGCAUUUCUAUUGUGUAAUUGCACCUCAUGUUUUGUACAAAUAUGUAAGCAGUUCAUGGUGACUGCUGGGCUGUUUGUAAUGUGAAUCCAGACCAACCUGAACAGUGAAGAUUGUGAGAGUGCAGUGAGGUGAGAAUGGACUUCCAGAGGAGGGAUGUAAGAUGUGAUGGUGGUGGUGAAGGACUAUCUUUUAUAGUUUCAUUUUCUUGAGUUAAUAUUUUAUGCCAUAAAUGAGACACAAAAUGCACAUCUGCAAACAUUUGAAUACUAUACUAAUUGUGUGUGCAAUAUUCAUGUAAUUACACAUACUACAACCAAUUGUACACUUUCUUUCUUUUUAUAAGCAUUUACUUAUUUAUUUUAUUCAUUUAUUUAUUUAUUUCAUGCUCUAAAUACUCUCCCCACACUGUUACAGUGAACACAUCAUGUCGUCUGUGUGCCAAGCAUUCCUACAUAUGGUGUGUAUUGUGUUUAUAAACUUCAUACACUGUCCUUAUACUUCCAUAUUGUCAGGGGUCAAUCUGGUAUGCUGCUUUAUAAGUUUUACAGUUUUUGUGAUGGAAAUGUUGCCUUAAGUCCAACUGAUGUAGGAAUGGCAUUAAUAAUGUAGUAUUUAGUAGUAAACACUUGCAUUGGGUUGUGAUAUGGGCCCUAAUAUGGGUACCAUUAUGAAUAAAAUUGCCUACGCCACUAAUGGGCGAAUGCUUAACAGCGAUUCCAAUGCUCUUCAAGUUACCUACAGGCGCUAUUGGCCAGGACAUAAAAAAAAAAAAAAAAAAAUACCACUCAUCAGUGACACGCCAUGAAUUGAGAUGUGGCAAACACCUUCCAUGGAUUUAUUGAAACAUGACAUUCUUUCUUCGUAGGUGAAAUUUUAUGAACUGAAUCACAUUUCACUAGGAUUUUAUUAAAAAUCCAUAGGUAACUUUUGUGAAUACCUUGAAAACAGACAGACAAACAAGUGAAUACAUAAUUUCCGUCAACUUAUCUUAGUCAGUGUUGGCAGAGGUGGUGUCGAAGGUAGGUACAGUAGUAUGGCGCUCAUGGGUGGCAACACUGAGUGCAAGCUUUGGUAACACUUAUGUAAUUACUAUCAGAUAAUGCCGGUGACACAACCUUAGAGGAUAUGGCAAGACGAAUUUUGCAUGAGUGUAACAAUUUGAGUAGUAGGAGAUUGCAGCGCAUGCAAUGAAAUGAACCAUGUAUCACGUCAUGUAUUACAUUUGCAUCACUAUCUACAUGACAGCGAAUAUAUGUAUGGCAUACACCACUAACUUAUCAUUGUCAACUAUUAUUUGUAGAAUCAGCAUGUCUUAAAAGGUUUGUGAAUUUCUUACAGACUGUAUAUACGCAUAAGGAGAAAAUAAAUUAUAUUUUACUAUA
Molecule: messenger RNA, 4404 nt
Organism: Portunus trituberculatus (swimming crab)
Lineage: Eukaryota; Metazoa; Arthropoda; Malacostraca; Decapoda; Portunidae
Product: zinc finger protein 93-like
Biological process (GO): regulation of transcription by RNA polymerase II
Molecular function (GO): DNA-binding transcription factor activity; RNA polymerase II cis-regulatory region sequence-specific DNA binding
Source: RefSeq, a predicted model, not a curated record